AUGGAAUCCUUUUAUGCUCUGGCUUUAAUAGCAGGAAUCCUUGUUACUUGUGUAUUACUGGUUUUAAUUGCAAUUUAUCAUAAUUCCUUCAAGACAGAGAUUCCUCCUGAUAUUGACCAGCCUUCAAAGCUCCGCCUAUAUCAUUGCACAUAUGUUCUGAUGGAAAUCCUGGCAAAGAAGUUGCAAAGUCUGGGCAUCUUAGAGGAUCACAAACUUACAAGGCUGAUUUUUGAUGGCCUCCCAGCAUGCAGGGAUUCAAAGCUCUUCAUAAAGGAUCUGCAUUUUGAUGAGGUGCCAGUGAGGAUUUACCUCCCAAGAGAACCAUCCGCAAGCAAAAGGAGAGGAGUCAUCUUCUUCCACGGAGGAUGUGGGAUCUUUGGAAGUAUCAGAAGCCAUGAAAGGAUCUGCAGGUCCAUAGCCACCAAUUCUGAUUCAGUGGUUGUGUCUGUUGGGUAUGGGUUAUCUCCUGAGCACAAGUACCCAGCCCAGACCCUGGACUGUCUCACUGCCACCCUGCACUUCCUGAAGGCUGCAGAAAACUAUGGAGUGGAUCCUGAGCGGGUGAUUGUCUGUGGAGAUAGUGCAGGGGGCACCUUUGCUACCAGUGUUUGCCAAGAACUGGUAAACAGAAGAGAGAUCCCAAAGAUACGUGCCCAGGUACUGAUCUAUCCCCUUGUCCAAGCACUGAACUUUAAUCUGCCAUCGUACCAGCAAAAUGCUUUCAUUCCCUUCUUGUCCCGAGAACGCACAGUUCAUUUCAUCCUGAAGUACCUGCAGAAGGAUUACUCUCUGAAGGAAGCCAUCCUAGCAGGUUCUCAUGUUCCUGAGAGGAUCACUUUGAAAUACAGGAAAUGGAUAAACCCAGACCUUAUCCCGGAGACAUUUAAACUGGGCUAUAAACCACCGCUACCCUCUCCAUUUUUACCUCAGGCCUAUGGGGAAACAAAAGAACUGUUUGAGACAAGAGUUUCCCCACUGUUAGCAGAAGAUGCUGUUGUUUGCUGCCUACCUGACACUUGCAUCAUCACCUGUGAGCACGAUGUGCUCAGAGAUGAUGGAUUGCUGUACAAGAAACGCUUAGAGGACAACAAGGUAAAAGUGACCUGGCACCACAUGAAAGAAGGCUUCCACUGCGCACUGGGAUUUUUUGGUUAUGGUAUUUUCUCUUUUCCAUCAUCAAGUAAAAUGGUGAACCACAUUGUAACCUUUAUAAAAGGCUAUUAA
This is a messenger RNA of Indicator indicator, 1224 nucleotides long. RefSeq names its product arylacetamide deacetylase-like 4. NCBI's taxonomy places the organism in Eukaryota, Metazoa, Chordata, Aves, Piciformes, Indicatoridae. Gene Ontology annotation, cellular component: membrane. The record is from RefSeq and is a predicted model, not a curated record. Gene Ontology annotation, molecular function: carboxylic ester hydrolase activity. The transcript has 4 exons. Bases 1 to 1224 code for a protein of 407 amino acids.